Messenger RNA from Rotaria sp. Silwood2, 580 nucleotides. The record is from the annotation of a GenBank genome assembly. Lineage: Eukaryota; Metazoa; Rotifera; Eurotatoria; Philodinida; Philodinidae.
AAUACAUUUAAAUGGUAUAAUUAAUCAACAGGAAUUUCGAGAAUCAAUUAAUAAAAUAAAUCGUACAAUUUCUUCAAAUAAAAUUUUAAUAAUUUUCACUAUUGGUUUUUGUUUAACCAUUAUAAUUGGAUUUAUAUUUUUUAUUGUUGGAGGAAUAACAAAUAUUAACUCAGGUAAACAUGGAUUUCCUGUAUUAAUUGGUGUAGGUAUUGCUUUAACUGCAAUCGGACCAAUUAUUUUCGCUUGUGGAUGUUUUAUGAUACAAUCAAGACGAUUAGGACGAUUGCAACAAGUAAUAAGUGAAGAAUCAAUUAAAUAUUCAUCAAGAUUACCAAUAGGAUGUAGUUGGAGAUUAGAUACUUCUAGAGCGUGGUUUCGAGGAUAUGGAUAUCAUCAUAAUACUCAACUUGUUUAUCAUUUGGUUAUUGAUAUUGGUCGUUCUAAUAAUGGAAGAAAUCUAUCAUAUCAAUCGAGUCAAGUUGUUCCUGAUCCAACAUAUUUUUAUGAACAACAAGAUAACUAUACACCUCCACCACCUUAUUAUCAUCAAUUAGCAGCAUUUUGUUCUCAUUGUAAUUAA